Messenger RNA from Cantharellus anzutake, 1468 nucleotides. RefSeq lists its product as uncharacterized. The transcript has 5 exons. The record is from RefSeq and is a predicted model, not a curated record. Bases 316 to 1362 code for a protein of 348 amino acids. NCBI's taxonomy places the organism in Eukaryota, Fungi, Basidiomycota, Agaricomycetes, Cantharellales, Hydnaceae.
AACAGCUCUUUACAUAAAUAGACGUUCUCACGUUCUGUACUCAAUGGGAACGUUUAUUUACAUUGCGUAAAGAGCUAUUUUCCAACGACGAUGCCAAGCUUGCUGUGUGCGGGUUCACAUAGCUGCGGCCUGCCUUCAAUUUCAAGCCUCUAAGUUUCUGCGCUUAUCCGGUGAACUUCGGCACAGUAAAAUCUGUGGAGAGAAAAAACGUGGAUAAACAUGGCAAGUAAGAAUUUCUAACAUUGCAAUUUCCAACCUAUACAGUGGUGCUACUUAACUAGGUACUGCCCCUUCAAAUAAUGUCGCAUAUGCAUCAUGUGCGCGUGGCGAUUGAGCUAUUCCCCGUUCACUCCACGCGGGCAUCCCCCUUACUACCCCAGUGCAAUGCCUAGAAAAAAUCCGUUCAAAAUCAUCCCCCAACGUAACAAAGGAAGUCAUUCCGCCCCCUCCGAGUCCCCUCAUGUUCCCCAGAUCAAUAUCACUAGUCCCCAGAUACCCCGAGAUCAUGACAACACUCAUAGCGAUCGACACGGGUUGCCGACGGAGCCUUAUCCUGAACCCGAAGUGACCGGCCAGGCCGUGCCUUCUAUUGAAAGAGCUUCAAAGAAAUCGGAAUCUCUUAUGGGUCAUGUAUUCGGGUGGGCCCGUAGGAAAUUGAGCCCUAAUCGCAGCAGGCCUAGUGCUCCCAAUCUCGUUGAACCAUCCAGACCAGCCACGCCUCUCCAGCUGUCCGCUAAUGAUGCAGUACUUCCUUCAUUUCCCCUCGCCCGUGGGGAAAAUAUCGAUAAUCUUCGUGAAACAUCUGGCUCGUAUGCCACACAUGACAAUGGCCUGAGCCUUCAUGCACAAUUGGAACGCGAAGGUAUCAACGUGCCCUCCUUAUUGGAACCCACGAUCACACGAUCGGCCAGCUCAACCAGUGAUCGGGGGGAUAUAAUCAUCGGCGCUACUAGACUCAUUCUCCAAAAUGCGGCCUCCGCCCUUAAGUUUGCCCCGAUUCCGAAUCUUGAUGCAAUCCCGGACUUGCUUUUGAAGUGGCUCGACGUCUACCAGACGGUCGGUGGAAACGACGAAAGUCUUAAAGGACUGGACGAUGACAUCCGAAAAGCCUACGACACCAUUUUUCAGCCACUCGCGCUGUCGACUGACCGUAUACCCGAUGAAGUGGUUUUUUUCAUCAAGGGGUUCCACUCGGCCCUGGAAGCACAAAUAAAAGAGGUCAAUGCACUCAACAAUCAAGGUCCCGUCAAGAGGACGAUCUUAGCAAAAGAAAUCGCCACGAGGAUAAACGAUGUGAAGGCAUGUAUAAAUGAUGCCAUUAACAACUUCUCGGUUCGUUUCCAACCCAGGCAACUACUUUAACGCUGCUUCGUACAAUCGAAGCAUCGGUGCAAUCUGAACUUAAACGGCUUGGGGAAGUCGCGGCCGAGCACACUUACGUGAAAAGCAAGUCAGAAUCCCUUCCAAG